AUGUCGCACGGCAAAGUUGUCACCCUGUCCACCGGCCAGAAGCUUCCUCAAAUCGGGCUGGGCACUUGGCUGUCGAAGCCAAACGAGGUCCAGAAUGCUGUCGAGAUCGCGGUGCGCGCGGGAUACCGCCACCUCGACCUCGCCAUGAUCUACAAGAACCAGGACGAGGUCGGGCGCGCGCUCAAGAACGUAGUUCCGGAGGUGUGCCGGCGUGAGGACCUUUUCAUCACGUCCAAGCUCUGGAACACCUCGCACAAGAAAGAGCUAGUCGAGAGGGAGCUCGAUGAGACGCUUAGCCAGCUUGGCACCGACUACCUGGAUCUGUACUUGAUCCACUGGCCCGUGGCAUUCAGGCCAGGCCAGGAGCUCAUCCCCACUGGCGAGGAUGGCUGGGCCCUCCUGGACACCGAGACGCCGCUCGUCGAGACAUGGAGGGCGAUGAUCGAACUACUCAAAACCGGAAAGGUCAAGGCGAUCGGCGUGUCCAAUUGCACCGUCGAGCACAUCCAAGCCCUCGUCGAUGCCACUGGGACCGUAAAUCAGGUCGAGGCGCACCCCCUCCUCCAGCAGGACAACCUCGUGGCGUUCUGCAAGGAGCACAACAUCCACAUCACCGCAUACAGUCCCCUGGGAAAUAACAUGUUCGGAAAGGACAGGCUCACCGAGUUCCCCGAGGUCCUGGAAGUCGCGAAGAAGCUCAGCGCGACUCCUGCCCAGGUACUCGUCGCCUGGGGUGUCUAUCGCGGGUACUCCGUCAUUCCCAAGUCUGUUCAUAAAGAGCGCCUCAUCUCAAACUUCCAGCAAGUCACGCUCUCGCAGGAGGACUACGAAAAGAUCACAGAGAUCGGCAAGCGCGCGCCCACGCGGUACAACAUGCCAUUCUGCUACGCCCCCCACUGGAACAUCAACAUCUUCAACGACCCCGCGGAGCAGGCUGCAGUGCACACGCCCAAGAUCAACUAA
Fibroporia radiculosa is the source of this 963-nucleotide messenger RNA. RefSeq lists its product as uncharacterized. Gene Ontology annotation, cellular component: cytosol. Bases 1 to 963 code for a protein of 320 amino acids. Gene Ontology annotation, molecular function: aldose reductase (NADPH) activity. NCBI's taxonomy places the organism in Eukaryota, Fungi, Basidiomycota, Agaricomycetes, Polyporales, Fibroporiaceae. The transcript has 6 exons. The record is from RefSeq and is a predicted model, not a curated record.